Molecule: messenger RNA, 2163 nt
Organism: Pseudozyma hubeiensis SY62
Lineage: Eukaryota; Fungi; Basidiomycota; Ustilaginomycetes; Ustilaginales; Ustilaginaceae
Exons: 3
Coding region: 1-2163 (720 amino acids)
Biological process (GO): mRNA splicing, via spliceosome
Cellular component (GO): spliceosomal complex
Molecular function (GO): zinc ion binding; RNA binding; ATP binding
Source: RefSeq, a predicted model, not a curated record
AUGUCGAGCGGCGAUGCGACUAGAGCGAGGUCGGUACACGAGUGUGCACGGGUCUGUGCUCUUUCAAUGCGAUGUCGACGACCGGAAUGUACGACGUCGGAGACGUUCGAAGGCGUGGUGAUGAAGAAGAGGAAGGAAGGUGAAAUGUCGGAGAGCAAGGCUUGUUCGCCACUGACUACAACCAUCCCUGCGCUGACCAUGACGCCAACAGCAUCAUCAAGCACGUCUGCUGCUCCUGAGCAGCGCGAUGUGGGUGCUGGAUCUUCCAUGUCGGCUGUUCAAGCUCUCAAGCGUCGACGUAUGCUUCAGCAAGCACAGGAUGACAGCCCGCACUACAGCUAUUCGGACGAAGAGGACGACGGCAAUGCUUCGAACGUCGCUUCAUCAUCCAUUUUUGUUCCACUGAAACAGCGACGUAUGCAGCAGCUGCAACAGAUUCAAUCUCGUGCACGCGGCUCACCUUCCAGCCUAUCAGGUUCGCCCUCCACCAAAACAACGGACGAUGCCGACGACGAUGAGCAGGACCAGCAGGACCGUGCAGCCCAACGACCACAGCGAUCGCUUCUCGACGAAGCUAGAUUGCUUCGAGAGAAGAAGCUAGCCGAAGAGGGUGAAAAGACGCAGGCCGAAAUCGAAGCGGAGGAAGAGCGCAAGAUCCUCGAAGCUCAUGCGGCACGUCGGAAGCUUGCCAGUGACAUGGAGCUCGCCAAGGGCAUCCAAUACACCGAGCCUCUCGCCACCUCGUGGACAGCGCCUUCGUACAUUCGCAAUCGAUCGUUCGAAGAGAACGAAAAGCUUCGCGAGAAGAACCACAUCCUCACAGACGGUAUCGACGUUCCACCCGUCAUCACUAAUUUCCGCGAUAUGAAGGUCCCCGACUGCGUCAUCGACUAUCUCAAGACGCAAAAGAAGAUCGUCAAACCUUCUCCCAUCCAAAUGCAGGGUCUCCCCACAGCUUUCUCAGGGCGAGACAUGAUUGGCAUCGCAUUCACCGGUUCCGGCAAGACCCUGGCCUUUUCCCUACCCAUCAUCAUGCUUUCGUCCGAAGAAGAGCGCCGUCUCCCUUUCACGCGUGGCGAAGGCCCCGUGGGUAUGAUCGUCUGUCCAUCGCGAGAGCUAGCCCGACAGACGUACGACUCCAUCAAAGGCAUCGCCGAAGCGCUCGAACAUGGGGGCUAUCCUCAGAUCGGCGUCUUGCUCUGCAUCGGAGGCAUCAGCAUGUCCGAACAGCACCACACCAUGUCCAAAGGCUUCCAUAUCGUAGUGGCAACCCCCGGACGUUUGCAAGAUAUGUUGACCAAGAAAAAGUUCACACUCGAUUGCUGCAAGUACCUCUGCCUGGACGAAGCCGAUCGCAUGAUCGAUAUGGGUUUCGAGGAGGACGUUCGUAACAUCAUGGGAUUCUUCAAGCAACAACGACAGACUUUGCUCUUCUCUGCCACCAUGCCCAAGAAGAUCCAAGACUUUGCGGAACAGUCCUUGAUCCGACCUGUUAUCAUCAACGUUGGACGAGCAGGUGCAGCGUCCCUGGACAUCAUCCAGGAAGUCGAGUAUGUCAAGCAAGAGGCGAAGAUGGUGUAUCUGCUCGAGUGUUUGCAAAAGACCGCUCCGCCAGUGAUCAUCUUUAGCGACAACAAGAACGAAGUCGAUGACAUACAAGAGUAUCUCUUGCUCAAAGGUGUAGAAGCCGUCGCGAUUCACGGCAGCAAAACGCAAGACGAACGUGAGUACGCGAUCCGAGCGUUCAAAUCCGGUCAGAAGGACGUCAUGGUAGCCUCCGGUGUCGCUAGCAAAGGUUUGGAUUUCAACGAGAUCCAACACGUCAUCAACUACACCAUGCCCAAGGAGAUCGAAGACUACGUCCACCAAAUCGGCCGUACCGGUCGAAGCGGAAAAACAGGUGUAGCCACCACAUUCGUGAACGGAAUGACCCAGGAACAGACGCUGUUGGAUCUCAAGUAUCUGUUGAUGGAGGCCAAGCAGAGGAUACCGCCCUUCUUGGCGGCGAUCGAGGAUCCAAGAGCAGUGAUGGUGGGAGGUAAGGUGGCCAGUUGUCCCGUAUGUGGUGGUUUGGGUCACAGCAUCAGGGAUUGUCCAAAGUUGGAGGACAACCAGAGAAGACAGACCGCUCAGUUCUCGAGGGGCGAUGAAGGAGGCUACUGA